AUGGAUAUGUUAACCGCCAAUUCAAUUUCUGAUGGUAAUCGAUUUCUGUUAAUUCAUUUAAUGGAACAACUUCCCUUGCAACUGACGAAAUUAGUACCGAUUGUAAUUUUGAAAAGGUUCAAUAUUCCCAUAGACCAAGAAUUGGACAAUGAAGCCAAUAUUAAUGGUGAUAUUAAAGAUAUAACAAAUGAAAAAAAAUUGGAAUUAGAAUUAUACAGAAUUCUUGUUGGUAUUAAAGGACUUUUUAUAAACCAUGUAAAACAAAUUCAAGGUACAAACAAUGUUAGAAGAACAAAAUCGAUAAAUUAG
Molecule: messenger RNA, 309 nt
Organism: Entrophospora sp. SA101
Lineage: Eukaryota; Fungi; Glomeromycota; Glomeromycetes; Entrophosporales; Entrophosporaceae
Source: the annotation of a GenBank genome assembly